AGCUUAGGUAUGCACACGUGAAAAUACGGAGGGGCGCUGCUGGGACGCGGGGUUGGUUCCUGCUGCCGCUCCCCUUAUGCUCCUUUUAUGCCCCCCCUCCAGCCGAAGACUGCAACGCGUCCGCCUCGAGAUAAACAACUACCAUUUUCCCCGCGCGACAACAAAUAAUCAUACCGCAUUUCCCAUCCACGCUUUUUACCGACAGCAUUUUCCAAGAUGACCUCCUCAAAUCCCGUAAGCAAUUGGGUUCCGCCGGACCCCCUCGGCCCCGACAAGAGGGUACCGCUCAUGCGCGGAAGGAGGCUGGAGAUGUUCAAAGCUCUGGAGGACCACGAUAGCUAUUAUGAGCUAUCCUUGAUGUUCUCCGCGCUAGCCGGCGACUUGCAGCAACUGGGAGCUAACCUACCGGGCUCGUCGUCCGCGGCGCUGAAGAUCCGCCAGGACAAGACUAACAAGAGAGCGAUGUGCAUCUUACUCCACAGCAUACUGAAAGACCUGUUGAGGUCCGUGAUACUAGGUACUGUAGCCUUCGACAUGAUCAGCCCGACCAGGAAGCCGGCGCACUACGCGGCAGACGGUCCGGGGGCCUACGUCGCCGCCAUGGCCAUCGACGGCCGCGACGGCAAGUGGCUCAACCGGGACGAGAUCAGAGAUCUUAUCAAGACACUCAAUAUGUAUGUGAAAGCAUAUGAAGCGUGGAAGAUCCAUAAGGGUAAGCCCGACAACGCAGAGGCCCGCGAUCUCGACAAGUUCGCGAGGGAGAUCGAUACGCAGUACGGGAGUAGAUAUGCUGAACAGCCGGACGAGAUGCGGUUCGUGAACCACGACGACGCCACGGCGAAGACGCAGUUCUUCAUGAAUUCCCUAAUUCAGCGGUGCGACCCUUCGCUCCCGGGACCGGAUCAGAUAUACCAGAUCGCGUCCCCCCUAUACGUCGGCUGCUCAGAGAGUAUGAAUGUUAGUAUUACAAAAUACCAGCCGAGCACCGGCCUAAGACUGGUAAACAAGCCAUGGGGUCUCGUGUGCUGCGCCCUGAAAUACAUGGGUAAGCACCCUACCGUCGUCGUGACGCCCGUUAUCCGUACUUGGCAGCGUACCGACCUUCCUCUCGCCGAGAUUCUCGUCACGAUGUUGGGGAGCUCGCUGGUGACGCAGGACGGCUUCAACGGGCACGGCCCGGGAACAACGAAUGACACGAGCACCCAGAGCGUCCUAAGCGAGGCCGAGAGGUACGUGCUAGCUCUCGAGCCGCACCUAAAGAACAACAUCGAGGCGAGCUUGCGCGAGAUGGCCGAAAGGAAGACCUACUUCGAGCGCAUGGAGGUCGUGGCAAGGUUCCCGGACACGGAUGCGGAGAGCGCGCUAGGCGACCUCAGGAAGCUCGAGCACGAGAUAUACGCUAUCGAUGACCAGUGCGCCGCUCUCGUCCGCAAGCUCGAAGCUGACAGGGCCGAGAUGGAGGCUCAGACGAAAGCCGCCGAGAGAUACGUGAAGCUGCUGAGGGAGGUGAACCAGGUUUUCAGAAUCUUUUUCGGCCCCGAGCAGGUAAAAGAGGAACCGACGCCGACUGACGAGGAAGAGUAAAUUCCCGGUCGCAUAAGGAAUUAUAAGAUAGCAUAGGUAAUUAAUUUGGCACGAACCCCUUGCCAGGAGUUUCACUCGAGACUCUUUAAAAUAAAAGAGUUAUUUUAUAUAUAGCUUUAAAGUAAUUGAAGUUCCUUAUGAAAUAACGAAGCUAUUUUACUUAUUACGUGCUUUACGACGUGAUACCCUUAAUGGAAUUAAUCGUUAACCGUUUUAUAAGUGGUAAUA
Molecule: messenger RNA, 1812 nt
Organism: Daldinia caldariorum
Lineage: Eukaryota; Fungi; Ascomycota; Sordariomycetes; Xylariales; Hypoxylaceae
Exons: 1
Coding region: 217-1584 (455 amino acids)
Source: RefSeq, a predicted model, not a curated record